AUGUAAAUGAGCGCAGCGCGUGCUGGCGCAGUGAAAGCGUCGGAUUGUUUAUUGAGCCCCGUGCAGCCACGCGCCUGGCCCGCCGAGCCGCAGCUCAAGAAUCCCGCAGCGGGGCGGAGACUCCCACACGAGCGUGCGUCUUUUUAAGGGGGUGGGGUGUCGGACGCGUGUUGAAAAAGGGCCGAGUGCUGCCAAAGUUUGUAUCAGAUCGAGCACUGGUAGGGGGCCAGUAGACACUUGGACAUUUCGACAGUGAGAAUUGGCCACACACGCGAAAGAAAGUUUUUUUUAGUUGCCACUUUGUUAUUCUUCCUCAUCUGCCUCGGUGGAAUCAUUGUACACGUCCGUCCUGGCGUAUCCCAAGAUCGAGAUGGAGACUACCAGCAGUAUGCCAACGACACAACUGGCGCAGGGUCAGUGCCACUUCGGACGCGUGGAGAGACGGCAAGAGUGCGCAAUCUCCAACGCGAGCCAGAGUCAAAGCAAGAGCAAAGUGCUGAAGAGACAGCGCUCCAACUCUCCUGAACUGCUGCGCUGCAAGAGGAGGCUGAGCUUCACCGGCCUGGGCUACAGCAUCCCCCAACAGCAACCGGUCGCCGUGGCGCGGCGCAACGAGAGAGAAAGGAACCGGGUCAAGCAAGUAAACAUGGGCUUUCAGACCCUGCGCCAGCACGUCCCGAACGGCGCGGCUAACAAAAAGAUGAGCAAAGUAGAAACCCUGAGGUCUGCGGUGGAGUACAUCCGCGCUCUGCAGCAACUCCUGGACGAGCACGACGCCAUUUCGGCCGCGUUUCAGUGCGGAGUCCCCUCUCCAACCCUAUCCAACAGUUACUCCGCGGAUCCAGAGUCACCACAUUCGUCUUACUCCUCCGACGACGGGAGUUACGAGCCUCUGAGCUCCGAGGAGCAGGAGCUGCUGGACUUCACCACAUGGUUCAACAGAUACUGAGGAAGUGCAUUGCGCGUCAUCACAAACUCCAACCGAGCGCACCUGUCUGCAAACUUCAACAUCAGUCCAGAACCUUACCGCUUUGUAGGUUCAAGAACAAGACAAGACAAGGAUUAAAGCGGCGUUGAAGUUCGGGACCCCCCCCCUCUCUGAUUGGAUUGGAGGACAAAGGAUUAAAAACUCGACAUAAAAUGUUUAAAAGUGCAAUUAAGGACUUCUGUUGUGUGCCACUUCACCAGCCGGUAGAGACGACGAGUCAGUGGGACUGUUCUGAUUCAAACGCGCGCGUCCACGCGGCGUCCACGGGAAAAUGCCGCACAUGCGCAGUGUGAAGUUUGGCAUACUGUUUGAAAAGGCUAGCGGCUAGAUUUUAGUACAGAAAUACGCCAUUAUUAUCUAGUGUCUCUGCUGAUUUAACUAGUUGCUGACGUGAACGUUUUUAAAAUGGAAACUUGUUCCAUAAGCUGUAUUGUUGAAAAAAUAAAAUGAAGAUUUAUUUUUGUAUGCCGAGCAAAACAACAACAACAACAACAACAAUGUACACUGCCUCUCUGUGACAACGACCAUGUUGUAAAUGAAUUAGUUGGAAGAUACUGUACGUUGUUGCUUUUAACACUGAAUAGAAUGCGAUAGAACGUAUUACUGAUUAGACAUGAUGCUCUUUGCUAAUGGGCAACGUGUAUGGAAAUGUUUUUUCAAUAUAUGCACUUGUACUGUCUUUCUGUAGACUAAGAAAAUGUACAUAUAUGUGAUUUAACAGAUAUGCUGUAUUUUGUGUAAAAUGUUUUUUUUUAUAUAUAUAUAAAUAAAUUCACUCUAUUUAUACAUACGAGCUGCUUCUUUUUACAUCCUGAACUCUGCAACUUCAUCUUCACAGAUAUGUCCGUUCAUCCCUUAUUUCACAUGUACAUAAAUUUCAUGUGCAUUAAUACAAUUAACACCAAGACAUUAUAAGGCCUUUUUAUGUGUAUGUAGACUAACAUGGCUUGAUAAAUAUCAGGCAACGGAGUUGCUAGACAAAGAUGUUAGUAUAUCCAUGGUGAAUUUUCCACGUGGGUAUAAAGCUGUGGCUCUAGGUACUAUAGAGAUGGAUUAUUUUACCCUUUAUGUUGAGGUCUUUGGAAUAA
This is a messenger RNA of Ictalurus punctatus (channel catfish), 2076 nucleotides long. RefSeq names its product achaete-scute homolog 1b. Gene Ontology annotation, molecular function: DNA-binding transcription factor activity, RNA polymerase II-specific; protein dimerization activity; RNA polymerase II transcription regulatory region sequence-specific DNA binding. Bases 371 to 949 code for a protein of 192 amino acids. The record is from RefSeq and is a predicted model, not a curated record. The transcript has a single exon. Gene Ontology annotation, biological process: regulation of transcription by RNA polymerase II; developmental process. Lineage: Eukaryota; Metazoa; Chordata; Actinopteri; Siluriformes; Ictaluridae.